ACUCCACCAUGGGUUCCUGCGGGACUGUGGGUCCUGUGCGCGCGCGCUACCUCGUGUUCUUCCAGUAUUUGGGCACGGACUUCAAUGGGGUCGCCGCCGUGAGGGGUAACCAUCGCGCUGUUGGGGUGCAGAACUUCCUGGAGGAGGCCGCCAAGCGCCUGAACUCCGUGGAGCCCAUCAGGUUUACUGUCUCCAGCCGCACUGAUGCCGGAGUGCAUGCCCUGAGCAACGCGGCGCACCUGGACAUCUGUCGCCGCUCAGGCCUGCCGCCUUACUCCCCGGAGGUCGUGACCCAGGCCCUCAACACCCACCUGAAGCACCGCGACAUUCGAGUACUGAAGGCCUUCCGAGUGCCCAAUGACUUCCAUGCUCGCCGUGCGGCCACCUCCAGAACCUACCUAUACCGUCUGGCCACAGGCUGCUCCUGGCCUCAUCAGCUGCCUGUGUUUGAGCAGAAUGUAUGCUGGGCUCUCCAGACGAAAUGCCUGGAUAUGGCUGCCAUGCAGGAGGCUGCCCAGCACCUCGUUGGGACACAUGAUUUCAGUGCUUUCCAGUCUGCCGGCAGCCCAACCACAAAUCCCGUGCGCACACUACAAAGAGUCUCUGUGUCUUCUGGUCCAGCCAGCCCAUUUGUCCUCCCCCAGGAGAGCAGGAAGCUGCAGUUCUGGACACUGGAGUUUGAAAGCCGGUCUUUUCUGUAUCGACAGGUAGGCUACACCUGUGACCAUCUCAGCUCUCUACUGCAGGUACGGAGGAUGACGGCUGUGCUGGUGGCUGUGGGGCAAGGGAUUCUGACACCUACACAGGUGAAAGCCAUUCUGGAGAGUCAAGAUCCCUUGGGCAAGUAUCAGACUCGAGUUGCCCCAGCCCGUGGCUUGUUCUUGAAGUCAGUGCUAUAUGAUUUCGGUAAGAGGGGAUGGGAUGGGAAAGACCUGGGUCCUCACUGAGGGGAGGGGCCUUUUAGAGGCAGUCAGACUCCCCCCACACCGUACUAGAUGAGAAUCAUAGCACCUAGUGGGGAAACCAGUGACUUCAGUUGGGGGCCAGUGACCAAAAAGCAUGGUGGCCUAGGUUGAGUGAUCCGCAGGUGGGGUCUCUGGAUGCAACUGUAGGCGUUCUGCUCUGACUGAGAGUCUAUCUAUAGGUCCUACAUCCUGAGCCCUGUAAGGUCCAAUGUGGAAACCAGCUGACUGUACCCUCAGUGGAGGCGAAGAGCCACACAGCAGACUGUCUGGCCGUCACUCAGCAGAGACUAACCCACAGCUCUGUGGGGCUCUGGUAGUCCCGCCUACCUUCCUGCAGCUCCUACCUCCCCAAUCUGUCCACCGUGACAUCCCUUUGUCACUAAUGAUGGGGUGCCAGGCAGGAAACAGCUGUAAGCACCCAGGUAGCUUCUGCUUUCCUGGGAGCCCCAUCCUCUAGGGACAAGGGAGUAGGAAUAAAAGGCAUAGAGUAAAAAAGGCCUGUUUAUUACUGUAGCCAGCCUAUGACUCUAAUCUUGUCCCUAGGAUAAUGAAUCUGUCUCAGGGCACCCACUUCCCAAAGCCAAAGUCCUGAUCCUUCUGCUGGGCAAACAGACAGAGUGGUGGGUUGCUGAGGUUGCAGGUCAGCUGGGCGCCUGGGGAAGGCCAUUCUUGAGCAGUGCUGUGAGGAAGCUUCCCAGCUCUUCAUCCUAGAAGAAAGGGAAGCACAGUUACCCACGGACAACCUAAUGCCAAGGAAGUGAGGCCCCAGGCAAACCACUGACGCCCAUCCUCCUUACCUGGUAGGUCCAGGAGACCAAUAGUACCUUAGUACCAGGGUCCUCCGAGUGAGCAGCAGCCUGGAUCAGAAUGGACUCCACGGUCACAGAGCCAUCAGGGAGGUGCUGUACACAGUGGUCCUUGAGGGUGCUGUAGAGAGGCAUAGUAAGAUCCCUGCCUCAGCCUGUCUGUAGGGUGGGGGCAAGGCCAAGGCGCACCUCUUGAGAUGACUGUACACACGUAGGGCUGUUUCUUGCUCCUUGCGUGUGUCCUGCAGGUGCACACGACAGGUGAAGCGCAGUUGGUGCUCAGCCAGGCCCAGCUCUUUGAGGGCUUGCUCCGAGGAUACCAGCCGGAAACUCUGUGAGGCAAGGGCAAGCUGGUCAGAGGAAGGAACGAAUGCCCCCACCACCACUCUUUACACACUUACACUGUCUUUCAUAAUUAGUGUGCCAUGCAAGAGCCGAGGUCUUUUGGCCUCAGGGAGCAGUCCUGUAAGGAAAGGAAUACUGCAGUCAACACAAGCACCACCUACCUGCCUCCCUCGGUCCGUGCCCCAGUCUCCCCUUCAUACCCUGCACCAUCUCCCGCUUCAGCAGCCCCAGGGAGAUGCCUACAGGAAUGCUGGGGCUCGUGGGCAGUGUCACUGUCUCGCCAUUGGCUGGCAUGUAGCAGCUGACUCCUGAGGAAAGUGAUACAGAGUCUCAGUCUAGGCUGUCAGCCUUGCCUGUACCACCCCACAGGCCAUCCCUGACCACCAGCUGCCUACGAAAUUCCUGCUCAAUCUUCUGCCUCAAGAACUCCAUCUUCUUGGCCUCGCCAUGCACCAGCAGCACACUCUCCGGCUCUGCUUGUCCCACCAGCUGCAUGAUGCCCUUGGCAUCAGCAUGAGCACUGAAUGACAUGUAUUCCACUUGCAUCUUUACUUCCAGCUGUGGUGUCACAAGAUGCAGGCAGUUAGCAGCAGCAGUAAAAGCCUGGGAGCCCUGCUGAGCCCAGGACAGGGAGGUACUCACCACCUGACGCCCUUCCAUCUCCAGUUUUCUUUGACCACUAAGGAUCUUGUGGCCCACGGUGCCUUGCACACAGUAGCCAGGCAUGAUGACCUGAAAGCAGAGGUGACCUCCCAACAUAAACAUUUCCUCUUGGGACAACCCCUGACCUGAAUACUCAGGAGGCUAAGGGGCUGUCUGUGUUAGCAGGCCAGUCGCUCAGUCUGGGCUGCUGCUAGUAGAACACAGCAGCAACAAAGUCAUUAUGGGAUUAAGAAACAGAAAGUUGAAGGGCCAGUCCUUCUGUACUCCAGUUCCCCAAGACAAGCCCCAUCCACUGGGGACUGGCCCCAAGCCCUUACCAUGUUCUUCUCAUUUCCUGCCCACUUUCGGAAGAUCUGCAGAGAUUGGCCAGCAUGCAGCAUCCCAGGUGUGGCAAACACAACCUGCAGGAUUGACAAGGGUCAGAAGAGCAGACCUUUCCUCCCAGGGCUGCAAUAAGCACCAGGUUAUUGCAGGAAAGAGGCUCUUUCCUGAAAACCCACGGGCAGGGAUCCUUGAAGGCCAGAUGAGAAGCUGCAUUGGUAGGGCCUUACCAUGGGACCUGGGUUGUCAGCAAAUGUCCGGUCAAAGGCUUUGAUGUGCUUAAACUCAAACAUGUUCCUCUGGACAAAAGUCUUGCGUAUCUUCUGGUUGGUCCAGGUGAUAAAGAGCUUAUAGUAGUGGUUGGCCUUCUCUGUCAGGCCCGUAGAGAAGUAGAUGGGCACCUUCAGGUUCAUGCGUUCCCUGUGUGUCCACCAGCCCAGUCAGUGCAGGGAGGACAGAGUUAGCCUGCAACUUGUAGCCCUGUGCCUUCCACUGCUAUGGCCAGGGCUGAGUUCAAUGUCCCUUGAACUCAACCCUGUGCUGUCUCUACCCUUAUGACCACCAGGCCAGACCUCUCAGCUUAUAUCCUAUAAAACAAACAUGGGAGUGGUAGGGUUCCCCAGAGCUCAUGUAAGGAGACUCAGUAGUCCAUCCAGUGACAAAUACAGCCCGCAGCUAAUGUGAUGUCCCAGUACAUGCACAGCUCCACCCAGGACAGCAGGGCCAACAGUACUGUAUCCUGGACAUACAGUACCCAGUGGUAGUCACUGCUGCCUUGACUUCUCCACAGUUCCACUGUGCCUGGCAGUAAGAGGAAUCAUCUAUGCAGAGCCUGUUCCAUGCCUUCCUGCCCACCUUGGAAUAUUCCUGUUUGUACCUACCAGAAGGUCUCCAGCAGGAUGCACAGCUCUUGUGCUCGGCCCAGCGCAAACACAGGGAUCAGCACCUGAGGGCAGGUGAGGCUGAUUCAGGUGGGAGCUACUAGCCACACUACCCUGAACACAGCAAGUAGCAAUGCUCACUAUAUACACCCUUGCUGGCAGGCUGAAUAAUAGCAUUUAGAUACCAUUACUGCAAAGGAAUAGCCAGACAUUUAAGAACUACAGGGUUUUACACACACACACACACACACACACACACCCCACACGUAGAGACAGCAGGAACUGUGAGAGGCUCCUGAACAGCUGUUCAUGGAAUACAAACAUGAGAGAAUAGAAGACUCUGGAAUCUGUCAUCUCAGCACCAAAUAAACAGUAACCCCCACACCCAGAGACCCUGACCACAUGGAGGGCAGUAAAGCCUGCUGGGAGACCAUACUAUGUGGCCAGAGCAGGCACACACCCAGAGCCAGCUACAGUCAGUACCUUCCCACCUCGCUCCACAGUCUCAUGAACUUUCUUCAGGAAAUCUCGCUCUCUGCAGCGUUUGGAAUCCCGGAUAGUUGUGGCAUACGUGGAUUCUGUGAUGAGCAAGUUGGGGCGACACUUGUCAAUCCAUGCAGCCCUAAAACAGAUAGAAAUAGGCAUGGUGAGUUGCUCAUGGCUGCAUUAUUGGGAACAAAUUGGACUGUAGUCCCAUUACAGCAUAUUUCUAGAUCACCCUGACAUGAGCCCUCUACACGGCCCGUCAAACAUCAUGACAGCAUACUCUUAGGGAGACAACAGGAGAAAAGAGCCUCUAGCCUAGAGGUACUUCCAUAUUGCAUGGGAGGACCAUGGAGAUGCUGAGCAUUUAAAUGACCACUAUGAUGCCUCUUAGAUUCCAGGAAGUUCCCACGGGGUGAAACACAGGCCUACUCACCCCAAAUGCCGGUCUGGAGUCAUGUUAUAGUCACCCUGGCAAAGAAAAUGACAAUGAGGAAGGUGUCUUUCUGCCCAGCAGCUUCACUCAAGCCAAGGACUUCCACUGACCGUGUAGACCACAGACUCUGAGCCCACUUUAAUCUGGAACAUGGCUGCCCCCAGUACAUGGCCUGCAUAGUAUGCUUUGAUUUCCAGUUCAUCAUCCACCUGCAGAAGAAAAAAUGGUCUCAGGCCUGCAAGGCAGGGAGGAAGCAGGAAGUAGAUGAUUACCUUAAGCCUAUCCAGUCCAUUCCUGUUUCUCACAAGUCUGGGGCUUAACCAAAAGCAACCACUCCUAGGGGUUGUAGCACAGUAAAAACAAAACCAGGUAAGUAAGGAUCUAGAAGCCAUUCCUCGACUAGACUAAGUAUAGAUAAAGCCACAAACACUACAAAAAAAUUCUAAAACUAGGAACUACAGUAACCCAAAUUAAUUCAGUAGGUAUGCACACCUUUAAUCCCAGCACUUGGGAAGCAGAGGCAGGUA
Arvicola amphibius (Eurasian water vole) is the source of this 5427-nucleotide messenger RNA. It is a transcript of the gene Pusl1, whose product is annotated as pseudouridine synthase like 1. The transcript has 7 exons. Gene Ontology annotation, molecular function: RNA binding; pseudouridine synthase activity. Lineage: Eukaryota; Metazoa; Chordata; Mammalia; Rodentia; Cricetidae. The record is from RefSeq and is a predicted model, not a curated record. Gene Ontology annotation, biological process: tRNA pseudouridine synthesis. Bases 9 to 947 code for a protein of 312 amino acids.